Frankliniella occidentalis (western flower thrips) is the source of this 1056-nucleotide messenger RNA. RefSeq names its product nitric oxide synthase-interacting protein homolog. The coding region runs from base 81 to 962 and encodes 293 amino acids. Gene Ontology annotation, molecular function: ubiquitin protein ligase activity. Gene Ontology annotation, cellular component: nucleus. Lineage: Eukaryota; Metazoa; Arthropoda; Insecta; Thysanoptera; Thripidae. The record is from RefSeq and is a predicted model, not a curated record. The transcript has 7 exons.
AGCAUAAAAGGCAUUGACAACAACUGUUGUUUUGGAAAAAAUAUUGUUUGUUAGUCUUGACUUGACAUACAUUUCACAUCAUGACAAGACAUGCUCGUAAUUGUACUGCUGGAGCAGUUUACACGUAUCACGAAAAAAAGAAGGAUGCCGAGGCUUCAGGAUAUGGAACCGAGCGACAACGGCUUGGCAAAGACUCUAUCAAAAACUUUGAUUGCUGUUGCCUAACCCUACAACGAUGUAGAAAUCCUGUAAUUUCGCCAGAUGGUUAUCUUUUCGAUAAAGAAUCAAUUUUGGAGUAUGUGAUAACUAAGAAAAAUGAAAUCAGCCGAAAAAUGAAGGAGUACGAGAAGCAAAAGAAGAAGGACGAGAAUGAAUUAGCCGAAUUGGCUGCUGCUGAAAAAUCAUCAAAGCUGAGCAACUUUCUGAAAACAGAGAAAAAUAUUGUAAGCAGUCCCAUUAAUGCAUUCAAAGCCACGACACAAGAUAAACCUUCUGUGUCUAAUAUGGCUGAUGGGCGUGCCAAGCAACUCCCAAGCUUUUGGAUACCAUCAAUGACUCCUCAGAGCAAAAAGUCAGCUGUGCCAAAACCUGACAAAACCAUCUACUGCCCAAUGAGUGGAAAACCAUUAAAAAUUAAAGACCUCCUGGAUGUUAAGUUUACAGAAGUCAAAGACCCUGAUGAUAAGAAAUCCCUUAUUGUCAAAGAAAACCGAUACAUGUGUGCUGUGACCCAUGAUAUUUUAAGCAACUCAGUUCCAUGUGCUGUGUUAAGGACAACGGGAGAUGUUGUUACAAUGGAGUGUGUGGAGAAAAUUAUUAAGAAAGAUUGGAUCCACCCCCUUACCAGUGAGAAAAUCACUGAGAAAGAUAUAAUCCCACUGCAGAGGGGAGGCACUGGCUACUCCACCACCAACAAUGAGGAGCUGAAAGCGAAACAUAACCGGCCAGUUCUACAAGCCUAACUGUUAUCAAUUUUUGAAAGGUCCAAAAACUCAUCAAAUGUUAUAUUAUGAUCUAUCGUGUAAAUAUGGAAAUGAAGCACUUUUGUCAAUGUAA